GUCCAAAGCAAAAGCCCAACUGAGCCUACUACAAAAAAUCCCCGUAUUGCAAACCCUAACUUUCACUACCUUCAUCACUACCGCACCAACCUUUCCAACCUUUCUUCCGGCGCCUGCACUUUUACGACUCCGAAAAUGCCGUUCAAGAGGUACGUUGAGAUCGGAAGAAUUGCUCUUGUCAACUAUGGAAAGGAUUAUGGAAAGCUUGUCGUCAUCGUUGACGUCAUUGAUCAAAACAGGGCUCUUGUUGAUGCACCUGACAUGGUGAGGGGCCAAAUUAAUUUCAAAAGGCUAACACUCACAGACAUCAAGAUUGACAUCAAAAGAGUCCCAAAUAAGAAAACUCUAAUUGCUGCUUUGGAGGCUGCUGAUGUCAAGAACAAGUGGGAGAGUAGUUCUUGGGGAAGAAAGCUUAUUGUGCAGAAGAAGAGAGCGUCACUUAAUGAUUUUGAUAGGUUCAAGAUCAUGUUGGCCAAGAUUAAGAAGGCUGGAGUUGUAAGGCAAGAGCUAGCAAAGCUUAAGAAGGAAACCACAGCCUAAUAAUGGCAUUUUGUUUUUGUUACAAAAGAUUUUUCUCAACUGUUGAGGAAGCUAUUAUUGGCUGCUUAGAAGUUUGUGUUUUACCUGUUUUUGUUCUUUCUCAAUGUAUCAAAGGAAACCUGAUGGCAAGUUUUAAACUUAUGUUUUGGUUACAAUUUUUAUGAAAAUGUUUUUUUUGGUUCUA
Messenger RNA from Helianthus annuus (common sunflower), 724 nucleotides. Its product is annotated as 60S ribosomal protein L14-2. The transcript has 5 exons. Gene Ontology annotation, cellular component: ribosome; cytosolic large ribosomal subunit. Lineage: Eukaryota; Viridiplantae; Streptophyta; Magnoliopsida; Asterales; Asteraceae. The coding region runs from base 136 to 540 and encodes 134 amino acids. Gene Ontology annotation, molecular function: structural constituent of ribosome; RNA binding. The record is from RefSeq and is a predicted model, not a curated record. Gene Ontology annotation, biological process: ribosomal large subunit biogenesis; translation.